AUGGGGUACCUACCAACUAGAGAUCGAUUGGGAUUCGUAGUAGAGAAGAUGUGUCCUGUGUGUGAAUUGGAAACUGAAACCACUCUCCAUAUCUUUUGGGAGUGCCACUGUGCGCGUGCACUUUGGUUCAGUAGCCCAUUCUCUUGUGUCAUGGAGAGUGUACCAAGUUUUGCUGAUAGUGUCAAAGGAAGGAUAGAGUGGAUGCUUUCAAUCCUCCCGUCGGAUCUCACAAGCAAGUUCCUGAAGUUCACGGGUUGCUUAUUUGAUGAAGUGUGGAAAGCUAGAAAUGAGGUACUAUAUAAGAGUAAAUUGAUUAACAUUACAAAGGUCAGGUCCUCAAUCUUGAGAAAGUUCUCCGAAUCUAUGGUGGCUGAGGAGAACGGGGAAGCAGGGUUAGCUGUGGGACUGCUUCAUAUUCGCGAAAACAAAGUUUUCUGGUAUGCCAGGAAAGACAAAGCGGAGUCUGCUGCAGAAGCUGAGAUGAUUGCCAUCCUGUGGAGGUUGCAACUGGCUGCAGUAAAAGGGUUCAAGUCGAUUGCUAUUGCCUCAGAUGCCAUGGUUUUAAUCAGGGCGUUUCAUGAAAAGAGAUACCCACCGCUGUGGAAAUUGAGACCUAUGGCGGUGGAGACAAUAUGGAGUGUGAUGCCUUAG
Messenger RNA from Cannabis sativa, 651 nucleotides. RefSeq lists its product as uncharacterized. Gene Ontology annotation, molecular function: RNA-DNA hybrid ribonuclease activity; nucleic acid binding. Lineage: Eukaryota; Viridiplantae; Streptophyta; Magnoliopsida; Rosales; Cannabaceae. The transcript is spliced from 3 exons. The record is from RefSeq and is a predicted model, not a curated record. Bases 1 to 651 code for a protein of 216 amino acids.